Molecule: messenger RNA, 807 nt
Organism: Colletotrichum acutatum
Lineage: Eukaryota; Fungi; Ascomycota; Sordariomycetes; Glomerellales; Glomerellaceae
Exons: 1
Coding region: 1-807 (268 amino acids)
Source: RefSeq, a predicted model, not a curated record
AUGCAGGAGGUGCAACAGCAACAGCACCAGCAACAGCAGCGACAGCAACGACCGCUAGGCGUAACAGGACUGGGAGGUCUUGCGCAAGGAGUAGAAGCAGCAGAGUCGACGACCCUCAACAACGGCGGCGAGCGUCCUGUUCGGGAGUUCAACUACAACGGACGAGUCCGCAACAGUGAACGAGCCAGCGUCCGAGCAAGCUCUGGCGUCCUUGGUCGACAACACCCUCACCGUAGCUCCUUUUCCAUCUAUUCCAACUAUUCGUCCUAUUCUUCCUCAUCAGACGGAGGAGGAGGAGGCGGGGGCGGGGGAGGAGGGGCCCGAGGCUCGGUUCCAACUGGCGCCGGAGCUGGAGGGGCAGCACCACCAUUGCACCCACCGCCGCUACCACGUCAACCGACGCCGACCCCAUACACGGCGCAACAGCCGCGGCGUAUCCCCAUGAUGGAGAUGGUUACGCCGCAGGCGCCGGGGACGGCGGGCACCGCUGGCACCGCUAACACGGCCGGGACGGACGCCACCGCCGUCGCCGGGACCGAGGAGUCGGUGAAGCGGCAGCCCUCGCAGCAGCAAGUGCGGCACCCGCCACCGACGUACGCCCCGUCGCAGGAUCCGUAUAGUCGUGUGAGGUUCGCGGACGAGGAGCGGAGGCGGGAGGAGGCGGCGGCGGCGAGGGCUAGGGCGGGCCAUCCUUCUGGGCAAAUCGAUAUGGCGCAGAUCGCGGGCGGGCAUAGCAUGCGUGCCCUCUGGGUGUUUGCGUGUUGUGCCUUCUUCUGGUACCGGUGUUUGAUGGACGAGGACUUUUGA